AAAAGGUGGAGGACUUGGGGCAAUGGCAGUGACAGAAAACAGUUCCAAAGUAAAGGGAAAUGAACCUGUGGGGAAGAGCCCUGGAUUCCAAAGCUCUGYGGCUGCUCCCAGCAAGGCUGAAAGGGGCAGCAGUGCACCAGCAGAGGGUACAAACCAAGCACUCAGGAACCUUCUCUUGCAAAGCCAGUCCUGUAGUGAAAACAGACACAGCAGGCUCCCCAGAGAGGCUGUGAAACAGCAAUCCCUYGGGAUCCAUUCUCCUUCACCCGGAUUUUGGGGCAUAACUCCCKCUGCCUUCAGUGGGGAAGGGAUGAAACCUUCAUUAACGGAAGAUGGAGCCAAACCCAGCGCCCCAGGAAGCUGCAGCAGAGGGAAAAGUGCAUUUCCUCAGAGACAGAAAGGGUCUGAGAAAGAAAAUCUUAAGCAACCUUCGAAGAGGAGGGCAAACCUUAAAAAACCUCACCCUUACAGCCCUGAAAGUGUUCGGGAAUUCAUGUCUCGAAAAAAGGAAGAAAGAAAGAAGAAACUCCUCGAAGAGAAAAAGUCUUCAGCUCAGGCUGCAGAGAUGAGGAAGAAGAGGUUGCAAGAAGUGUACAGGAAGCAAAAGGAAGCUGUUGGGAAGAAAUGCUGUCCUGACCAGAUGCACAAAUCCCUUGGGAAAACRGGUUCUGCUGAAGGAAAUCCUCAGUGUGAACUCGAGCAGGAACAAAGCAGUGGGGGAAUUCUGGAAAGGAGUUUCAUGGCCUGGGUGGAUGAAACAUCCUGUCCCCUAUUACCAAAAGAUCGCAGAGGCAGGAAUCCACUUCUAGAAACAGCUCAAUCACCUGAAAAAGGAGAGGCAUUGGGUCCUGCAGCACCACUGGAAUCUGAAUGCUGGUUGCUCAGUCCUCUGAAAUGUGAAGACUUGAGACCCUGCUCUCCCCCAUCUCUGCAUUCUCCCCCUCUGAGCUUUUCUGCUCCUCAGGAAGAUGCAGAACCUUUCUCCAAGGACUCAUCUUUUGGACUUUCUCCCCACAGAAGCAAACAGGAUCGUGUGAGAGCCAUUCAUAAUCUGUCCAAGGAACUUGCAGAAAAGAUUGACGUGGCAAGGAAGAGGCUGAGUGCAGCGAGCUGGRUCAAAGCCUCUGCUGCCAGAACAUCCACAGAGACACCUCUGGACCUUUACAGUGAGCCUCAUUCUGCCCCAGAACCUGAGACUUGCAGGGAUAAGCAAGACACAAAAAAGACUGUUAAAAUACAUCUGGACACCACAGAUCCUAAUGUGCCACCUGUGACAUCCAACAGGGAAUGCCAUGGACUGGGCAGGAUUCACCUGCUGGGCAGCAGUGAGGGAGCAACAGCCCUGGACAGGCAGAAGGAAAUGCCAACUCCUCUGUCUGGUGGAAAUGCUGAGGGGGAAGUAUUGCCCUGGAUCACUCACAGGGCAGGACAGAGAGCCCUCAGCUCUGGGGGAGACCUGAGUGACACAUUGCAAGGUUUCCCUGUGAAUAAGAGCUCCGAGGUGGACAUAAUUCUACGGCAUGAAAAGCCAAUAACUAGCCCAGCCUCUCCAGCUCACAGAUUCCUCACUAGAAGCCCGGUGGGAGAACUCAGAGCACAGAGGGAUCACUAUGGAUGUGAGCCUAUUUUGAAAGUUCAGAACCAAGAGGAAAUGGCCAAGCAGUCUCCUGGAGAGAUCCUGAGGAUCUGGGACAGCCUGAGCUUCCAGCCCUCUGCCCCUCUGAGCACUGAUGGCUUUGAGAAGGAUUUGGGUAAGGGAGAUCACAGCURCACAGACCUGGAAUACAAACACAGGAACCACCUGGACAUUUUGAGGCAAACCUCCCUACUACUGGCUCACAAACUGAAGCUUCAGCAGCUCCAGCAGAAACAGCAGCUUAUGGUGCUGAGGCAGAGAGCAAAGCAAGAGGUUCAGCAAAGCCAAAGGUUUUUGAGAGCCCUGCUGCAGCACAGUUCAGAGGAGAGCAGGAAUUCCAGAGGCAGARAUCCUUCUGUGACAAGGCAGUACCACGCAGAGCAGACACUGAGAGGACACUGGCUGGAAGGUGACCUUGCUGCUGGCAGUAAUCAAGAGAUGGGUUCACUGAGACAAUUUGCAUUGAAGACAGAAAGAGAUCACAGUCCAGUGGAUCCCAAAGUAGUGGGAGAAAGAAAACCUCUAGGAGGAGGAGAAGGUUCAUUUUGCUCAGUGCUUCAAGGAGAUCACAGGCAGUCUCUGCACAGCCAUCACACCUUGAAUCUGUUGUCACCUCGGGUGAAUCUGCCCCACGGUGAGAUUUGGGACAACUCCACAGAGAGCAGUGACCAGGCCAGCUCUGACAGCCAGCAGAGCGCAGCCAUUCCACCUUUGGGAGACAUCAGCACUUUGCACGGUUGCAGUCUGGCCGUGGUGGAGCAGUGUUUGAGGGGACAGGAGCUGCGUGCUCGGCACCAGGCUGUGCUGCUGAAGCUCCGGAGAAAAGCUCUGCAGGAGAGGGCCAUGACCCAGCUGGCCUGGCUGGGCCACCGCAGACGUGUUCUGGAAAACCUGCAGGAUAGCAAUGGAGCCUCUGCCAUGGCAGCAAAGCAGCACAAAAUCCUGAUGGAGCUGAAACAAGAGCAGGCAGAAAUCCARCACCUGCAAAGCAUCCACAGGGCAGCCCAUCGAGAAAGGAAGCUUUUAUUAAAACAGCAGAGAGAAAUCUUAAUGAUACAGCAUUCAACAGCACAACUCCAGGAAAAGCUGCACAGUUUGKCUGGGAGGCAAGAGGUUAUGGAGCCACAGUCAUGGACUAAAGACAGUUGUGUCCAGCUACAGAAUAAACAGAGCAAGAAAUAUGAGGGGUAA
Messenger RNA from Malurus melanocephalus (red-backed fairy wren), 2827 nucleotides. It is a transcript of the gene CCDC187, whose product is annotated as coiled-coil domain containing 187. The transcript is spliced from 13 exons. The coding region runs from base 23 to 2827 and encodes 934 amino acids. Gene Ontology annotation, biological process: microtubule anchoring. Gene Ontology annotation, cellular component: centrosome. Gene Ontology annotation, molecular function: microtubule binding. NCBI's taxonomy places the organism in Eukaryota, Metazoa, Chordata, Aves, Passeriformes, Maluridae. The record is from RefSeq and is a predicted model, not a curated record.